GAGAAGGAGGAGGAGAAAGAAGAGGAGGAGGAGGAGAAAAAGGAGGAGGAGGUGAACAACUUACCCUGCUGAGCUUUCUUUGGGGAAUACGUGCACCAAGAUUUAGAUCUGCAAGUAAAAUGUAUACAAAGUAUCUGCCACUACAGGUCUGACCCCCCCCCCUUUUUUUUCUUUCUUUCCAUUUUCUCUGCUGUGUCAGAAAGACCAAGACAGAACUAUCUCUGUUUCUGGCUCCACUGCCAGUGAAGGAGUUUUCAUUCAGACUUUCCGAAAAGAGGUGGAGAAGCCUAUAAAGACUCAAGAGAAGAGGUCCUUGGAGCCAGAUGGGGCAUUAGUUCUUCUGCCUUUCUCAGCAUGGAUAAACCCUUUCCUCAAGGAUUUUCUGAUGUGCCCUGAGGUCCAUGUAACUACAAGGUCUCCACUUUAUCACCUUAAGUGCCACCCUGACCCAAAACCACUCAGAGCUCAAGAAUCAAGGCAAAAUGGAUGCCGCAAUGACAGAUGAUUUCCAACAAAUCCUGCCUAUUGAACAGCUGCGCUCUACUAAUGCUAGCAACGAUUAUGUGGAGCGGCCUCCGGCCCCCUGUAAGCAGGCCCUCUCUAGCCCUUCCCUUAUUGUGCAAACCCACAAAUCUGAUUGGUCCCUGGCUACCAUGCCUACGGCUCUCCCCCGCAGUCUCAGCCAGUGCCAUCAAUUGCAGCCCUUGCCUCAGCAUCUGAGCCAGUCUAGCAUUGCCAGCUCAAUGUCCCAUAGCACCACUGCCUCUGAUCAAAGGCUCUUGGCCAGCAUUACACCCUCACCUUCAGGCCAGUCCAUCAUCCGAACCCAGCCUGGAGCAGGGGCCCACCCAAAGGUUGAUGGUGCUCUGAAGGGAGACGCUGAGCAAUCUGCAGUGCACCCCAGUGAGCACCUCUUCAUCUGUGAGGAGUGUGGGCGCUGCAAGUGUGUCCCUUGCACCGCAGCUCGCCCUCUACCCUCCUGCUGGCUUUGCAACCAGCGUUGCCUUUGCUCUGCUGAGAGCCUCCUCGAUUAUGGCACUUGUCUCUGCUGUGUCAAGGGCCUCUUCUACCACUGCUCCACUGAUGAUGAAGACAACUGCGCCGAUGAGCCCUGCUCCUGUGGGCCUAGCUCUUGCUUCGUCCGCUGGGCAGCCAUGAGCCUCAUCUCCCUCUUCUUACCCUGCCUGUGCUGCUACCUGCCGACCCGUGGAUGCCUCCAUCUGUGCCAGCAGGGCUAUGAUACCCUCAGGCGACCAGGCUGCCGCUGUAAGAGGCACACUAAUACCGUGUGCAGAAAAAUCUCUUCUGGUGGUAGUGCACCCUUUCCCAAGGCCCAGGAAAAGUCUGUAUGACCUUCCUACGAGCUGGAUCCAGAGCUGUCUCCUUUAACCCCCAUCAGUAAAGGAUAGGCCUCACUUUUGAAGAGGGGGAGGAGUAAUCAACUAGCCAAAGUUAGGGCCUCACCUCUUUUGUUCCUGCAGUGUCAGGGGAAUGGCCAAGUACAUCCUGGUGGAGGAUGCCUUGUUCUUUCUCACAGUAUCAAUCCCACUCCUCUUCAACCUUUCUACACCCCGCCAGCUCAGCCUUUAUGGCUGUUAUGGCAAAUUC
Messenger RNA from Trichechus manatus latirostris (Florida manatee), 1608 nucleotides. RefSeq names its product sprouty RTK signaling antagonist 3 (gene SPRY3). Gene Ontology annotation, cellular component: membrane; cytosol. The transcript is spliced from 2 exons. Bases 483 to 1352 code for a protein of 289 amino acids. NCBI's taxonomy places the organism in Eukaryota, Metazoa, Chordata, Mammalia, Sirenia, Trichechidae. Gene Ontology annotation, biological process: negative regulation of Ras protein signal transduction; animal organ development; negative regulation of fibroblast growth factor receptor signaling pathway. The record is from RefSeq and is a predicted model, not a curated record.